AAUAUCCUUUUAAUUAUUGUUUCAGCAAUGAAGGCUGCUCUUCUGAUACAGAGAUGGUAUCGGAGAUACUUAGCACGGUUAGAAGUAAGAAGAAGAUGCUCUUGGACCAUUUUUCAGUCUUUGGAAUAUGCUAACGAACAGGACCAACUCAAACUUCAGCAAUUUUUCAACGAUCUCUUAACCCACUUUUCUGCAGCCAAGCACACAUUAAGCCCUAUUAUAACUACGAGUCUUCAGCAGUCGCUUAGAGGACAACCGAAACAAUUAAUUUUGGCCGAACAAGAAGAUUUAGAAUUGUACGAAGCCACGAAACCGGAAUCGGUUAGAUUGGAAGAAUCGUAUCCAGGACCUCAUUUAAAAUCUCCACUUUCGGCCACCGACGUUACUAAUGUAGUCGAGGCUUUCAAACAACACAAGGUAUGUCCUCGUUUUUAUAUAUAAUAUUUUUCUAGAAUAUCUGAGCUUUUAAGCCAAAGAGAGCUUCACGUUUAUUCUAAAAUAU
Messenger RNA from Centruroides sculpturatus (bark scorpion), 502 nucleotides. Its product is annotated as serine/threonine-protein phosphatase with EF-hands 2-like. The record is from RefSeq and is a predicted model, not a curated record. Gene Ontology annotation, molecular function: protein serine/threonine phosphatase activity; protein binding. NCBI's taxonomy places the organism in Eukaryota, Metazoa, Arthropoda, Arachnida, Scorpiones, Buthidae. The transcript is spliced from 3 exons. The coding region runs from base 28 to 441 and encodes 137 amino acids. Gene Ontology annotation, cellular component: cytosol; nucleus.